UCGUUUUCUGUUAACGUAGCUACAGCGUUACUGUUGGUACGGUACAGGACAAAGGAAUUUUUUGUAAAAAAUAUUAAUUCAAAACUCGUUUGAUUUUCUUGUAAAAUUACGUGCGCACAAGUGUUGUUUUCCGGAAUCUUUAAAAAAACAAUAAUUAAGUAACUUACUAAUCGAGUUUCAUUGACCCGUAAAAUGUCAUAAGAAAUGGACAUUAAUGAUUAAGACAUGGGUAACAAAAAAGGAAGCGAAAAAAGCAGACAUCCACGAAAAGAUGCCAACCCGUUUUCAGUAGCCACAUUUUGCUGGACAAUCCCCAUUUUCAUAAAAGGCUUCAAGAAAGUGUUAGAAGAAGAAGAUUUAUAUGGCCCAUUAAAAGAUCAUGAAUCAAACUAUCUAGGUAAUAAGCUGGAGUGUGCAUGGAAAAAAGAAGAAAACAAUAAAAAAUCCUCUCUAUGGAGAGCCCUGUUUCGUGUGUUUGGAUUGAGAAUAGUGUUCCUCGGUUUUGUUUCUUUAUUUCUGGAAGUGUUUGUAAAAAUAGCGGAGCCUUUAGCUUUAGGGAAGUUACUGGAUUUUUAUACCACAAAAGAUACUCAUGUUACCAGAAACGAAGCAUAUAUUUAUGCGUGCGUAAUAGCAGGAAGUUCUGUACUGUACGUAAUCAUAUCUCAUUUAUACGCUAUGGAAAACCAGCAUUUAGGUAUGCAAAUGAGAGUUGCAGUCUGUUCGCUAAUCUAUAGAAAAUCGUUGAAAUUGAAUCAAUCGGCCUUUGAAGAAGUCAGUACUGGGCAACUGGUAAACUUGUUAUCUAAUGAUGUGGAUAGAUUCGAUUCUCUGUUGCUACAUAUUCACAGUUUAUGGUUAUGUCCCGUUGAAAUCGUAAUAAUUAUUAUACUUAUAUAUUUUCAUGUCGGAUUCACAGCAACUUUAGGAUCCAUAUUUCUUGUUAUCUUCUUACCAAUACAAAUUUGUUUGGGAAAAAGAAUUUCUCUGUAUCGUUUGAGAACUGCAUUAAGAACAGAUGAAAGAGUAAGACUGAUGGGUGAAAUAAUUUCGGGAAUAAACGUUAUAAAAAUGUACAGCUGGGAAUGUUAUUUCAUGAAACUAGUAAAAUUUAUCAGAAGGUGAGUAAAAUACAGCUGAAC
This is a messenger RNA of Agrilus planipennis (emerald ash borer), 1142 nucleotides long. Its product is annotated as multidrug resistance-associated protein 4-like. Gene Ontology annotation, biological process: transmembrane transport. The transcript has 5 exons. The record is from RefSeq and is a predicted model, not a curated record. Gene Ontology annotation, molecular function: ABC-type transporter activity; ATP binding. Lineage: Eukaryota; Metazoa; Arthropoda; Insecta; Coleoptera; Buprestidae. Gene Ontology annotation, cellular component: membrane. Bases 226 to 1125 code for a protein of 299 amino acids.